Bipolaris sorokiniana ND90Pr is the source of this 288-nucleotide messenger RNA. RefSeq lists its product as uncharacterized. The annotation marks the transcript as partial. The transcript has a single exon. NCBI's taxonomy places the organism in Eukaryota, Fungi, Ascomycota, Dothideomycetes, Pleosporales, Pleosporaceae. The record is from RefSeq and is a predicted model, not a curated record.
AUUGAUCGAGGCAAUAUAAAGGAGCGAGGCAAUCAGGUCAAGCUGAUGGGCAGUGUGUACCGAAAAGCAACACGUGUCUUGGUAUGGCUGGGCCCCACGACAAGUGACAGCGACCUUGCGAUGAGAUUUCUUGCACUCUUAGCCUGCUGUACCACAAUGGCAGAUCCGAAGCGGUCAUUUCUAGCCCACGCUGAAAUGAGAUACUACGACUCAUGGAUGGCAUUAAAGCAUUUGCUGGAGCACACCUGGUGGAAAAGAGCAUGGGUAAUCCAGGAAGUCACAUUAGCA